CAGCUGACUUGUAAACGUUGCGGACUCGGAGAAAAAUUAUUUGUAGUGUUUUGCAAAGUGCAAAUUUUGUCUGAUUUUGACCUUUUUUUUCCACGUUUUUGCCCAGCAGGCUUUAUUUUGAGGGAAAAUAUUGAAACUGCUGCUUUGCAGCUUUGUAUUUUGUCUGAUUCUGAAGUAUUUUGAUCAUGACUACCGCCAUUAAAGGAUUGAAUUCUCUUGAAGAGUGGACAUCAGAAUGGGAUGCUUUGUCUGGCGAGAUAAAAACUUUCAAAGUAAGGUUGAGUUAUGUUUGUUUGGUGGAAUUUCUAUUUGGGUUUUUUAAGAGCUCAUGUGAUUUAAAUUAUGUUGGUUGAAUAGUAGUCUAACCUAUGGUUUUGUUAAUAGGGCGAUUUGCUAUUAAUGUUUUGUGUGGAAUGUAUAUUGCUUCAUUAUUUACCCUUGAUUAUGAAAUAUUUAUAUGAAUGCUCUUUGUUUGCAAUUAGGCCAAUGGAAGUGAGGUAUCAGUUUACCGUCACCUAAAAUUUCAAAAGUUGAUGCGGAUUUUUUUCAUUAUUCAUUAUUCAUUAUUUUUAACGAUUUGAAUUUGUCAAAUUUUGAGCUAAAAAUCCGAACAUCGACCCAAAAAAUCCAAGAAAAUUUUGACGAUUAUUGAGCUUUUUGCCAGCUUCUGAGCUAUCAGCUAUGUCUUUGACUCUGUUUUGCUGUGGCUUCGCUAUGCAGGCUAUGGCUUCGCUAACUGUAUAAACAAAGUCAGUAUUUGCCAAUAAUUUCAACAGAAAGCCAUUUUUGAAACACUUCCUAUACAAAUUUGACAAAUAAUGAAAACUUACUGAUGUUCUGAUAACCAAUGUUCUGAUAACCAAUAUUCAAGGACCGAUAUUGGCUGUACUGAUUACACAUACAGAUAACCGAUAUUCUAUUUUACUUUGAAAUUUGCAUAUGAUAAUCGAAGUGACUAGACUGCCGAAGUGACUAGACCGGCUGUUUAGUAAACUUCCGGUUAUAUAGUGACUAUAGUUAAAGUUGAAUUUUUAUAGGAUAAACCGAUUCCAACUCCAAACCCUUCUCUAACCCCUGACUGGAAAGUUUGGAAAUUGCGUGCCAGAGAUUUUGAAAAUUUAAUAGUAAAUAUAUCGAAAGCAUCAAAAUUGCUUGGCCAAUAUAUCUCCGCCGUGCGAUACAAACUUUUCACACUGGCUCUAACCCUUAGAACCCUGAACCCUAACAUUUUGAGAGUUAGAAAAGACAGAAAAGAAAUGUAAAACAUUUUAAGAAAAAAAAUGUUAAGUCGGACAAUAUGAAUCUGACUGUUUCACUUUCUGCACACAGCACCUUUACUGUAUACACUAACAGCAAGCUCGCUAAAAGCUUCUGCAAACAAGAGUUUUUAUAUUUAACUAUAAUCACUAUAUAGCCGGCAGUUUACUGAAGUGCCGGCUUUCUAGUCUCUUUGAAUGUACAUUGCUUCAUUGUCUACCCUCAAUUAUGAAAUAUUUAUGUGAGUGUUCUUUGUUUGCAUUAGUGAUGCACCAAAAUUUACCAAUAUUUCGAUAACUGAUAUUCAAGGGCCGAUAUUAGCUGAUGCUGAUUGCAGAUACUGAUAUUCGAUAGACAGAUAGAUAGAUGAUUUAAUAUCCUUGAUAGCAGUAUUACAGGGUGUUUAAUUUGAAUGUCUGAGUACAAAAGUGAACCCAUGAUAGGCUAUGGCCAGCUGCAUGGGUGUGUAAACACAAUUGAGUCGAAUUUUAUGCAUGCAUGUACUUUGAGUUUGCAUAUCAUUUACGUGUAACACAAUAAAAACUCUUCGCUCUGUGGUCAGUUGAAUCAUUUUUAUUCAAACUGAAAAAAAUUUAAACAUUUUUAAAACGUUUUAGUGAAUCACAUCAAUUACUUGAUUAUUAUACUGUCCUUGCUGUAAGAAGUUAAGUUGGACUGUUCUUACAUAACACUCUCUGUUGUGUACUAUAGUACAUAUCAACAUUAGACCUAGUUUCUCUUUGCCUUAUUUCUCCAACUCUUUCUGGGAGUAAAUGGUGCUCUGGUGAAGAUAAUUUUGUUAUUAAUUAAUUCCACACAGUGCUUCUCACAUCUUUAUCUUUAAUGUUUGCAUCGAUGUAUACAUAACUAAGUUUUAGACUUUGCCUUAGUUGUCCAUUGUCUUUAUGCUGAUGAACCUUUGUAAGAAAAUAAGUUCCAGCAGUGCCCUAUUGAAUAUUGUUUCUUCUGUGUGCAGGAUUCCUGCUAGGAUUUUGAGUAGGAGGCUUUUUGAAAGACGUCGGGGGGCAAUGUGGUGUUGAAAGUUUCACUCACCAAUGGAGGGGAUGUGAAGGAGUAUUCCUGUGAAGAUUUUGAAAUUUAGACACUCUAAAAUAAUAUUUCCAGCCAUUUUGGACAAUAGUUUUGGAGAUUUUGUUACUAUUAUCCAAAUAUUCAACUACAAAUAUUGUGUAAACUGUAUGUUAUAUAAAAGCUAGCCUGCAUAGCAGACAUUUAUUUGCCUAAAAGCAAGGAACCUUUCCGUUGCCAUUUCUGUGAUAACACAGAAAUUUUUUUUGGUUUUAAUUUUGAAAAAUAACCGGUGUUUGUCCAUGCUAUAGACGGCGAAAAUCGGUGGGAGACAGCUUGAAUUGGCAAUCCUGGUGUGAUUCAUACUGUACAUUUAACUGUGUGAUUUUCAAAAUACUAUAUUGAACGAGGCUCUGUUAGUCUGUUUCCCAUUUCCACUGAAGAAAAUUUUCCGCAGGAAAUUUGUAAAAUGCCAUUGGCCGACACAAAUUAGCCGAAUUCAUAUUAGAGACGGGAAACUCGUCUCAGACGGGAAACUCGUCUAAUAUGAAUCCGGGCGCAGACGAGUUUCCCGUCUGAACUUUCCCGUCUAACUUUCCCAUCUAAGCAGACGGGAAAGUUAGACAGGAAUCUCGUCUAGACGGGAAACUCGUCUUAAAUUCGAAUUUACCCGUCCCUAAAUUCAUACUCAGACGGGUUUUCGCAGACGAGUUUCCCGUCUAAGACGAGUUUCCCGUCCCUAAUAUGAAUUCGGCUAUUUUCUGUUGAAAAAAAUUUUGAAGUUGAAAAUUUAAAAUGAUAUUUUCGGAAAUUUUUCUGUCCAUGGAAAAUUUUCUUGAGGGAAAUGGGCCUUUAGGGUCAGUAUACAGGUCGCUUUAUAUGAUUUUCAAAAUUAGUAUUAUUUCCACUUGAAAAAACUAUGCCAUGUCACUUUCGAAACGCAACAUCGCAUUACAAAAAUGUGUUUGAUUGAAUGUAUUUGUUAUGGUAUUUCCCUCAACAGCAAACCAAAGUGGCAGAAUACAAUGAACUGAUGACACAAUGGCAGAAUGCUCAGGCAAACUGUUUGAAAGCAAUAACUCUGCAGAAGAAGAAAGUGGAAGCAUUUAAGAGCUCAUUGAAUAGGUAAUAUCACAAGGAAUUUUUAACCCAUUGAGUGGCAGCAUUUUCCCCUUGACAAGAAAAAUCGUCUGGUGUUAGACAGAGUAAAAUAAUGAAUUAGGGAGCAUCGGGGCACAAUUUGACUUAACGAGUUAACUAGACACAUGGGCAGAUAGUCUAAUUAAGCCAUUGGGCAGCAGUGCUUUCUCCUCGAUAAGUAAAAUUGUCUGGCAUUAGACAGAGUAAAAUAAUAAAAGUAGGGCACAUCAGGGUGCAAUGCCACUUAAAGGGUUAAUAAUUUUGUUUUGCCCGACAAAAAAGCGUGUGGCCGAAGUCAUGCUCAAUGGCCAAUUCAGGCGCUAAUUAAUAUUUCUUUUCACAAAAUUGUUGGCGAGUGGGGGGCGGGGGAAUUUUUGGACAUAUCAUUUUUCACUAACUUACCAAAAUUUGUACAAUUUUUCAGUAAUAUUUUCGGUAAUAUUUUUCGUUAAUUUAUCAAAAUUUUUCCUGCAAUUAUUACUUUUCAAAAAAUUAUGUGAAUUUUUUUGCUGAAUUACAUUUUUUUUUUUCCGACAAAACUGCAAUAAUAUUACAACAUUGGAGAGGAGGGUGUCACCCCCCCCCCCCCACAGGAGUUACGCCCCUGGUUAUUUUGUCUUCUGUUAUAGGGUUUCGAAAACUUGUAAUGAUGAUGAAACCAUUCAAGGACUUUACAAACAGGUUGAAGAAAAUGAGAAACAAAUCCAGGACAUGAGUAAAAACCUUCCUGUCAAUAUCGGGUAGGUUUAAUUCCUCGAAAGAUUAAAGCAGUGAAAAAAAUUUGAAAAGAAAUCUUGUGAGUAUUCAUGUAUUAAACGUUUGAGGUAACAAAGACUCUUCUUGUUGUUGUAGAUUAUUUCUAAGAUGUUGUCUAGGAGAUAUUGACUUGUCGCUGUACAAGCGAAAGUAAGUACUAUCCAGUGUGCAAUAUAACAAUUAGCCAUUUCCCAAAGUCCUGGGUCUAGUCUUUCGAAUCCCAUGUUGGAGGGACAAGAAAUAUGGCAGCACACAUUUAAAUUAAAUGUUUAAUGUAAAAAGGAGAUAUUUCAUUUUUGGUCGUCUAAAAAGUUGAUAUUUGAUAGCAGAUACUUCUACUCUUUCACAUAUUUGAUGCCUGUCACCAUAUAUUUUGUCCCUCCAAACAAUACCAGAAUGCACUCUGAUCUCUUUUGGGAAAAGGCUAAUUGAUUCUUGGCCAUUUUCGGAGUCCUUUAGCGUCGAUUUUAAAUUUAAUUUCAAGUACUCCUCUGACAUCCAUAGCUACAACACUCGAAACAAACAGAACAUACAUUUGGAAUGCGUCAAGAAGAACUGGGGGAAGCAGGCAUUCAGCUACCAUGCUGCCAACGACUGCAACAGUCUGUCUGUGGAACUCCGGAAUAUACAUCAAACUAAAACUUUUAAAACUAAACUAAAGAAACAUUUAUCUACAUAGGACACUCUACUGAACUGAUAGGAUGCGCUAUAGAACAUUGUACUAAAUACAUGUAACCUUUCAUAUAUUCACUUUUGUGUAUAGUUUUAUUUUUAAAAUUUUUUCAUCAGGGCUCCACUGAAAAUCACUUUUGUGAGUGGACCCCCUGACUAAAUAUUGUAAUUAUUAUUAUUUUUAAGCAAAACAUUGAUAUGGCAGUCUCCUGAUUGCUCAGUCAUGUUUUCAAUGCUAUAGUUUUCCAAAAAACAAAACAACCAAUUUCUUUUUGUUCUAUGGUGGAGACUUUUUACAUAUAGUUCACUUCUGUUUGUAUUAUUUUUUAGAUUGCAAUACAAGAACAAAUACGAGAAGUUCAAAUUGAUCAUGACGUUGAUAUCAUUCUUUUUUUCUCUCCUUGUUUUACUGGUUUUUAACCACAGGUAAUUUUGGACUUAUUGACUUGAACAAGCUUUGUUAACAACCUGUUGAGUGGCAGCACUCUCCCCUUGAUGAGAAAAAUGAUCUGGCAAAAGACAGCCUUGUGUUAGACAGAGUAUAAUAAUAAGCAGGGUGCCUUUUCGUGGGUAUAGCCAAUCAAAAUAAUCAGACCUGGAAAUAAUUCCAGCCUUUCUUGGAUCCUACGCUAAGAGGCAAAUAAUUUAUUUGAAAACACGAUGGUCAAAUUACAUUUAACAGGAUCUAAACAUUCAUUCGUACAGCUGUUAGACAAUAGCUGUGCUUUAACUGUUAACAAAAUCCAUUGAAUUGACUAAUUGAACAGGAUAAUCUUUUGUCUUUAGCUUUCGGCCAAGCCGUACGCAUAGGAUUGUACGCAUGUUGCUGAUGUUUGCAUAUCAAAUUAAGUCGUAAUAAAUGCUUAUAAGUUACGUAUAAGCAUUAAUUAAAACACGCCUUGCAAGAUGAAUACACAGAAUCACUGAACAAUCUGGCAUCUUCACUUCAUAAAAGCAAUAUAGAUGUAUACCUGUUUUCAUUUUCAAGAAAAUUUUAGCGUACGAAAAUUAAUUUAUACCGGUCUAGGUUUUUCGGAAUUUCCCACUCUUACCAGCCCAAAACUUUCUGCCAACUAAAGUUCAAAUUCCUUUCUUGGAAACCAAAAUAUUUUUUUGGAACGACGUUCCCUGGAUGUGGAUCCAUGAAAAUAAUAGUAAAUUCAGCAAUUGUUUGCACUCCUCCUUGACAGGUUGACAGAUGCUCUUUUCCAUGCGGUCCUUCUCUGGUACUAUAGUUCUCUCACUUUACAAGAACACAUUCUCUUGGUCAAUGGUUCAAGGUAGUAGAAUUACUAAUUGGUACCCCCUUGUACCCCCCCCUCCCCCCCCCCCACCACUCAAUGACUUGGUAUCUGAAUUUUUUUCAGGAUAAAAAAUUGGUGGAUUUUGCAUCAUUAUAUGUCUAUUCUACUUUCUGGAUUUCUAUUGAUUUGGUAAGAUGCCAGUUUGGAAUUUCUGCAGAUAAUAAAUUUUAUAUGAAACAUCAGUCUGGUCUAAGUGUGUAUUUAAUAUCUAUUUUAGGCCAGACGGAAUGAUAUAUCAAAUGUACAGAAACCAGUUCUUCUAUUUCAGUAUUUAUUUGAGUAAGUGGUAUUUCAAUGCGUGUGUGUUUUACCAUAGUCUUUCGAGACGUGGUCUGGAAACUCAGUAAACUUCAAAGCGGUUAUAAUGAGCUGUGUGUUUAUGUUGAGCCGUACCUUACACCGUGCACAUCCUUUGUUUUAGGUUUAUUAAUAUUUAAAUAGCGUGGUUGAAUGACUGAACUGAAACUUUGCUAUUGGAUGAUUCGUUCAUUAUACUGAAAAACAAUGUGUUCAUUGACCGUGCACCGUGCACAAAACUGCAUAAACGCGAACAAAAAGAUAAAACAAAUGUUUUAAGCGGAGUUUCCAAACCAUGUUUUGAAAGACUAUGAUUUUACAAAAUUCCAGGGGCGAAGCUGGUCAUAGCACCGGGUCAUGCUAUGCAAAUGUUUAAUGAUUUGCAUUCUUCAAACCUUUAGAAAUGUAUUGUGUUUAACCUAUUUAGAUGCAAGUUUAUUAGGCCAAAAAAAAAAUAUGUGGGUUUCCGGUUUCUUCUUAUGAAAACUUAGGUAGGGUAGGUCGGUUUUAACUUUUUUUUUUAAACUUUUUUUUUAUUUUUCCGAAUAAGCGGACGCGAUUUUGUUUAGUCAGUGCUUCCACAUCCAAAGAUAAAUUUCCCUAAUAUUGCCUCAAAUUUCAAUUUUCCACAAACUUUUUCCUCUAAGUGGAAACACUUACAAGCAUAAUCCAAUAAAAAAGUUUAGGGUCGGGAUUUCGACGUCCAAAAGCUAGGUAGGGUCGGGAGACCGGAAACACACAUAUUUUUUUUUUGGCCUUAGCAUAGCAUGACAUAUGGCACAGAAUAGAAAGGCACAGAAUAAGAAGGUACAGCAGAAGUGUAACUCAAGCAAGUAUUUGUCCGCGUUUUUACAAGCGAUUCGUCAUCAAUCACGCCAUCCUGGCUAGUACAACCGGCACUUUGCACCUGCCAAAACCUGAUAAAAACUUCCGGUUCUACUAGCCAGGAUUGGCGUGAGCGAGUUAAAAUUUUCGUGGACGUAAAACAAUAAGGGAACCGACUCGAGUUGUACUUCUGCUAUACCUUCUUAUUCUGUGAACAUGGCUAGCUUCGCUACUGCAAAAUUCAGAUUUUGGUUUCCGUAAAUUUUUUUUCAAAGAUGACAGAAAUGAAAGUUUCUUAUUUGUGUUUCAGGUUUCGUGCAGUUUUUGCAGUACAACUAUCAACAACGUGUGCUGUACAGGUUAAGAGCACUGGGUGCUAGUCGAACUAUGGAUGUCACUGUCGGUAGGUCUCGGGAGUUUUCGCAACCGUUCCACGUACUGUAAUAGGUAGGGGUGCACCGGAUUUCAAAUCCGGCCGGAAUUCCGGCCGGAUUUAACGAAUUUUCCGGCAUCCGGCUUCCGGCCGGAUUUAAAUUUCUGUUUUCACCUUAAAAAGUUCACCAACAAUGGGAUAAACCAUCAAUUUGGCAGCUUUAAAGUUUAAAAAAACACUUAUAUUAUUAUAAAAUAUUAAGUUAUUAAAAAAAAGAUGUUUAAAAAAGGUUUAAAUACAAUCAAAAAUCUAAACUGACACUAACUAAAAAUAGUAAAAAACAUAAACCGUCAUUUUGAAUACUGAUUUAUCCCAAACUGUCCCCAUUACUGGUUUAUCUCAAAUCCGGCCGGAAUUCCGGCCGGAAUUUUUGUCCAAAUCCGGUAAAUCCGGUUCCGGCCGAUUCGAAAAUUCCAAAUCCGGUGCACCCCUAGUAAUAGGGAGUUUACGAUCUGCUACGCGGCCGGCUCAACGACGCGGUCUAAAUUUUAGCUCAAGAAUGAGCGCUAAGCAAUUCGAUUACUGUAAUAAAUAUUUGACGCUUUCAAAUAACCUUUCAAAAUGCUACGUUCGGCUAAAGCGAUGCAAUGUUUGCUGUAAUUUCGACUUUUAGUAACACCUCUUGUGUCGCAUUAAGCUUUCGCGUUGUCAUGGGACCACAAAUUAUUGACAGUUUUUGUCUUGCAUGACAAAUUUCUUUGUAAGUUCUUUGUAGGUUUGCAUGGCGAUAAAACACAUCAUACUAUUGUUUGUGGAAACACCAAAUUUCUUUGUUUUGAAAGCGCGUCGUCGAGCCGGCCGCGUCGUAGAUCGUAAACUCCCUAACAAGUUGUUGAGUUGCACGACGAUAACAAGUUGUUGGAACAACAUGUAACAAAUCUUGUGAGUCGACAACCUUGUAGCAUGUUGUUGAAACAGCAGCUGCAAGUUUGUGAACAAGCAGUGCGAACGAACACAUCCUAACGACAAGUUGUUGAAACAGCACUGCUGCAAUUUUGCUACACAAAUUGUGUGUUUUUACUGCAUAGUUUCGACAUUUACCAAAGUUUGUUUUCUCCUGAUUUUUUCCUUUUUUAUAGACGGUCUUGACACAAAAAGAUCCAAGGGACUGGGAUUUAUUGUGCCAUUUUUAUGCGUCGGCUAUGUAAGUAAAAGAUCUCCUGUUGCCAGUGAAUGAAAAGCAUUUUAUUUCCAGUUGUAUAUUAUUCUAAUUUCAUCACUUGUUUUUAGUUCCUUCAGUUCUAUAAUGCUUACGUUCUAUAUCAUCUGGCUCAACACCCGAAAUGUGACUUGUGGCAGGUAUAAGAUUCUACAUCGACCAUCCUAGCUUUACCAGGGCUUCACCACAGAAUAGAGACUCUACAGAAGCCCGACUUAUUGGUUUUUCCUAUGAUUUUGGCGUAACCAUAAUUUGUCAUCAAAAUGCUGACGCCAUGGUCCUAUUAGCCUGCGAACAGGCUCUCAAGCUGAAUUGAGAGCCUGCAUCGAUGACUAAUGAAUUUGAAUAUCUGCGUCUCAAAUCGUGACGCGAAAUUCUCAUUGGUCAGAUGCUGUAAUUUAUAUGUUUCCGCUGAGCUCUAUGUAUGUCAACUGCUUGAAGCACUAUGCAUAAAGUCCAUAAAAAACACAUUAACUGAUCAAAUUGGUCUUGGCCGUCUUAUAUCAAAGCACGAAAUGUUCUGUUUUGAGAAAACAGUAUUUAAAACAUUUGAACUUUUGCUUGAACAUCUUAUAUUUCGAAAAACAGUAUAAACGGUACGGUCUAAAUUUAGUUUGCACGGUCUAAAUUUAGUUUGCAUGAAAGUUGUAAACAACACCAUAUAAGGAUAGACAUUCCAUAUUUGGAAAAACGAACGUUACGGGGCAGAUAUUCAAAUUCAUUAGUUAUCGAUGCAGGCUCUCAAUUCAGCUUGAGAGCCUGUUCGCAGGCUAUGGUCCUAUAGCCAGUGCGCUUAUGAGAGGCAGUCACCCCCCCUGAUAAUAUUCAAAACGGCGGACGCCUAGAGGGUGGAAUGAGCGCAUUGGCACAUAAUAAGGUACACAGAAGGCCGACUUCUUUGUUUUUCCUGUCAUUUUCCUAUGAUUUUGGCGUAACCCGUAAUUCGUCAUCAAAUGCUGACGCUAUGGUCGCAGCUAGUGCGCGUUUGAGAGGCAUUCACCCCCUGAUAUUAUUCAAAAUGGCUGACGUCCAUGGGGGGGAUGCCUCUCAAACGCGCACUGGCUAGGACCAUGGCGUCAGCAUUUUGAUGAUGAAUCAUGGCGUGGCAGCGGUUACUCGAGUCGACCUUCUGUGUGCCUUAUUCUGUGACACUGGCUAGGACCAUGGCGUCAGCAUUUUGAUGACGAAUCAUGGCAUGGCAGCGGCUAUACGCUUUUUUGGCUGAGUCAACCUUCUGUCUGUCUUUAUUCUGUGCCGUGGGGUUCGGAAAUUCAUUGCCAAGAUUCAAAUGACUUUUCCAAAUUGUGCUGAUAUUAAUUUGUGUCUGCAUUCCUAUUGUACUUAUUUCCACGCCAAACUGAACUCAAAGUCAUCGGACAUCACAAUACAUAUAUCCGAUCCAAACUCAGAGUCAUCGAAUAUUUUGCCAGACAGUUCUCUGACCGAUAUUUUAUUGUAAAGCCCUGGGCAAACUAGGAAACAUUGUUGCGGAAACAUUGUUUCCUACCAAUGUUUCGCCAUGUUUCCCAGAGUGGACUUCAAUGAUCUUACUAACCCUAAAAACAGCAUUCUACUAGGGAACAUUAGUGUUCUACAUAGGGAAACAUCAAAUGUUUCUGAAUUCGCCAGGAAACAUUUUUGCUUCUCGGGAAGCAAAUUUUGUUUCCGCAACAAUGUUUCCAAGGGUAGGCAAACGGGGAAAAAUUUGAGAAAAAUUCGAGAAUCAUAAAUGUUUCCACAACAAUGUUUCCUAGAUUGCCCAAGGCUUAAGGCUAACCUGCGUGGCAGGCUCUCUGGGUUUGGGGAGGGGGGAUUUCCAUUUUUCAUCGCCUCCCCCAAACCCAGAGAGCCUGUCACGCAUGCAGGCUAUUGUAAGGCCUGCAAUAGUAACACCCAAAAGACAAAAUGCCAUGUAUUCCUUUAUUUUCAACAGGUUCCGUGUUGUGCGUUUCUCUUCCUAAUUCUUGGCGGUGGUAAUCUCGUAACCUUAAUUUACGUCAUCAAACAAAAAGCAAAGGCGCAUCUUAAAUCUGCAUAAUUUUCUCCAUGCAAAAACAACCAGGUACCAGUGGCAGCCAAGUUCGGAUAUGCAAAUACGAAAAUUUGGGGUUAAAAGUUGUAUGUUUUACUUCGCUAUGAUAAUUUUUGUAGCAUUUUUUAAUUACAAAUGUUAAAAAUUACUUCCUCUUUCACGGGAUAAUUUAUUUCAAUAUAUAAUAUAAACAGAUUUGGUAAAUUUAUAGUGAUUGACCAAUCAUCUGAAUCAGGUGAUUUUUGCAUUAAAAAUCCCAAUUAUAUCUCCAAUUCUCAAACUCAUUAAUAAUUCAUGAGUGAAUUAGCCAACCAUAUUGCUUUAUUUUGCUCACAUGAUAAUACUGGAUACCUGAUGAAGUAUAUUGAUCCAGUCCUAGGACCAGGGAUGGAUUUACUGCACCCCCUAGUCCUGGGUGCAGGGGGGGUGUUAUUUUUCAUGAUAAAGCAAAACAUUAUUGGAGACAAAAUGAGAUACGGUAAUUUGAGUAAUAACAUGAUGAUAAGCGAACUGUGAACAACAAUUACAAUUCAAAUACAGUAGUCAAGCAAGACUUUGCAGUAGUCAAGCAAGUUGAUGGGCGGGCGGCACACAUGACCGACACAACUCGCACCAAACAGAGCACACCAGAUCAUGCUGGAUCCAUCCCUGCCUAGGACAGGAUGAAAAUUAAUUCAGUCCUUGGACUGGAUAAAAAAUAAUUCACCUGACUUUAAGUAGUGAUAUAUUCGUACGAGAUGUCAUUUCAAAUCCUCCAAUUCGGACUGGACUAGAUUUCAAGUCCUCGCAUAAAAUCCAGUCCUUGGCUUCGCGGACUUGAAAUCGAACCCAGUUUCGAUUAAACAGUCGGUGAUUUUUACUGGUGCGAUUGAUCAAUCCCUAUAAUUUCAUAUACGAAUAUUUACAAAAACACUUUAAUAUAUAAAUAUGUGUUAUACUUUAACAUUGUAUUAGUAGAUUUUACUUUGUACGAUUCUGUUCAAAAUAAGUCAAGAUUAUGUUCAUAAUCUUCCUGUACGAGGUGUGUAUCUGGUCCGGGGAAUGACCAGCCGUCACUAUGGUCUAUGUUAUGUUCUACUCCAAAUUCUCCUGAUAAUUUUAUAGCUUCGGCCAUGAUAUAGUCCACAGAUCUGUGGGAUAAAAAAUGUUUAUCAUAUUAUGAUCCAGGAAACUUUGAUAGCAUAAACCGUAGCCUAUCGAAGGGAAGAUGGCUGUGAAACUCAUUAGAAUAACAAUAUAACUUAUUAUCUAUGUUAGUCAAC
Messenger RNA from Paramuricea clavata, 12166 nucleotides. The record is from the annotation of a GenBank genome assembly. Lineage: Eukaryota; Metazoa; Cnidaria; Anthozoa; Malacalcyonacea; Plexauridae.